UUCGGACAAUAAUGACUUCGUCGCUCUUAAGUUUACUAGCUCUACUGCUAGUGCAGCCAUUGGUCCUCUUCGCCUGGCAGGAUUACAAGGACUUCAAGGUGUACGAGCUGAAACCUCAAGGAGUCGAAGACCUGAAUCUUAUAAGAAAGUGGUCUAAAGAAAAGCCACUUUGGGAUUUUCUCGGCCAAAAAAGGAAUGAGAGCUCACUCAAGGUGAUGAUACCGCCUGAAGAAGUUGAUUGUUUAGUUGAAACUUUUAGUAGAUAUCACAUAGAACAUAGAGUUCUAAUUGAGGACCUUGCACCUUUAGUGCAAUCCCAACGAGAGGAGAAUUUGAAGAAAAAGCUACUCAUCCAAAUGCCCCAAAUCGAUGUUCUUGCAGCUUUUUAUACCCACUCGGAAAUUAACGAUUACCUGGAUAGUUUACCCCAAAGAUUUCCCAAACGAGUUCAGGUGAAGCAAUUCGGAUGGAGUUACGAAAGACGAGCCCUCAAAGUUUUGACAAUUACAAAUGGAGAUGGAAAGGGUAAUAAACCAGUAAUCCUAAUUGAUGGUACCGUGCAUGCCCGGGAAUGGAUAUCACCCUCGAUGGCCCUUUAUAUCAUCCAACAGCUGCUGGAUAACUACGCGGAAAACCAGGAGCUUUUAGAGGACUACGACUGGGUGAUUAUGCCAGUGGUCAAUGCUGAUGGAUAUGAAUACACUCAUACGGAUUCUCGUUAUUGGCGUAAGACUCGUCGACCUACCAAUAAUCCGGAAUGCGUUGGUACGGACAUCAAUCGGAAUUUCGGCUACGAAUGGGGCCACGAUGAGGGAUCCUCUUCGGAUCCCUGCGAGGAUAUUUAUCGAGGGGAGAGCCCUUUCGACCAACCCGAGUCGCAGGUUCUGCGAGAUGUGAUGCUCCAUUAUAGGGGACGACUUAACUUUUAUCUCUCACUCCACUCCUACGGAAACUAUUUCCUUCUACCCUGGGGUUAUACCAGUGAUUUUCCGGAUCACUACCAGGACAUGAUGUCUGUUGCGGAUGCCGGUGCCAAGGCGAUUGUCCACUCCACCAAUGGAAUCUAUAGCUACGGAAGUACCUAUUAUGUGCUAUAUCCAACUUCUGGCGACACGGCGGACUUCGCUCUGGGCGUGGUAAACGCCACUGUGGCCAUGACCAUGGAGCUGCCGGCUGCUGGAUUCAUGGGAUUCGAUCCCUGGGUCUCCCACAUCGAGCGAUUGGUCACGGAAAGUUGGGUGGGAGUGCGGGCCAUGGCCGCGGAGGUGAUAAGGCGCUAUCCGGCGUAAUCGGGCUGUAAAUAAAGAGACAUUAGCGGUGAAUUGCGCCAGCUCUGAUUUGCGGGUCACCCGUGCGGGAGUUUUGGAGU
Molecule: messenger RNA, 1369 nt
Organism: Drosophila takahashii
Lineage: Eukaryota; Metazoa; Arthropoda; Insecta; Diptera; Drosophilidae
Product: carboxypeptidase B1
Biological process (GO): proteolysis
Molecular function (GO): zinc ion binding; metallocarboxypeptidase activity
Source: RefSeq, a predicted model, not a curated record